GUGAGAACACACUUCGCCAGCUACAGGUUUGCUGCAGCCAAGCAGGAAGAGGCGUCUGUGUCCUCCGGGCAUGCCAGUGCUGGGCAUGCCGCAGUCUUGUUGGCAGUGGAGUCUUCGCUCCCGGAACCUACACAGGAGGAUUUGCUCAUGAAGAAUUUAAUGGCUCGUGCUCCUCACAACACAUGGUUUACUUCUGCAGAUGUCCGCUGCUGGUUGAAAAACAAGCGAGGACAAAGCUACAAGGGCAACUUGAGUGAGAAGAUCGAGAAAGCAAUUGGACACUUGGUCGACCAUGGCCUCCUGGAUUUGUAUGAGCCUGAGACCCCACCAGCCGAAGGCCAUACUGCUUCAUUCACCGAGCGAGAGAUCACAAUGUUCUCAGUGGAAUUGGGCGACGAGCGUGAAGCAUUUGUGAAGGUUCAUCUUUGCGUCAUGGGUGUGGAAAGCAAAACUGACCAGGAUCUUCGUUGCGCCUUCCGGCGUGAUGCUGUGGACUUGCAAAUCCCAGAUUUGAAGGGUCAGGCGUGGAGGUUUUUCCGGGAUGAUCUUCAACAUGACAUUGUGCCGGACCUCUGCUCAUUCUACAUCCGCAAGAACCAUGUGGUGCUAUGUCUGCGGAAAAAGAGGCGCGAGUCAGGCUAUGAGGGUUGGACAGAUUUGCUGGCGCUGGGUCGGCCCAAACGAAAGCGCACCGAGGAGGCUGAAGCCACAGAGCCAGAUGAUGAGGUCAAAAACUUUCUGGGCCACCUACACCAUCAUGGCGACGACGAUUUGAAAAUGAGAGUGGGGCAGUGGGUAGCAAUGGCCCGGGAGGCCUUGAGUAGGCCGUAG
Messenger RNA from Durusdinium trenchii, 831 nucleotides. The record is from the annotation of a GenBank genome assembly. Lineage: Eukaryota; Dinophyceae; Suessiales; Symbiodiniaceae.